Molecule: messenger RNA, 2631 nt
Organism: Nerophis lumbriciformis (worm pipefish)
Lineage: Eukaryota; Metazoa; Chordata; Actinopteri; Syngnathiformes; Syngnathidae
Gene: skib
Product: v-ski avian sarcoma viral oncogene homolog b
Biological process (GO): negative regulation of transcription by RNA polymerase II; negative regulation of transforming growth factor beta receptor signaling pathway; negative regulation of BMP signaling pathway
Cellular component (GO): nucleus; cytoplasm; transcription regulator complex
Molecular function (GO): RNA polymerase II cis-regulatory region sequence-specific DNA binding; DNA-binding transcription factor activity, RNA polymerase II-specific; SMAD binding
Source: RefSeq, a predicted model, not a curated record
GGAGGUAGACUGGGAGAAGGGAGAGAGAGAGAGAGAGUCCACGCCAGACUGGGUGGCACAUUUCGGACGCACAUUAGGAGUGCGUAAAACCGCUUGGAACGCGUAAAAACAACAAUCCCCACUCGUGUUCGACUUUUCUUCUUUUUUUUUUUUCCAGAAUUGUGGGAGUGUUGGAAGUAGUUCGUAAUCCCUUCCUUUCUGAAUGGACUCUCCGGGAAGAGACGCUGGUCCUGGUCCGGGGACGCUGGCUGGCUGGCGGCGUGGAAAUGCGUGUUGGUAGCGAGAGCGAGCACGACACCGAUAACGACGCAACCUCGACUUGUUUAGUGUUUUAGUUUUUUGGUUCCCCCCCCCUAACAAAGAUGGAGGUGGGCAGUUUUCAUCCCCACCCGGGACUUCAGCAAACUCUGAAGCAGUUCCACCUGAGCUCCAUGCGCUCCCUCAGCGGGCCGGCGGCGUUCUCCGCCCGCUGGCACCAGGAGUCGCCCUUCAAGGACGCGGAGAUGGUGCUCUCGCUGCCGCCGCCGGUCAUGUCCGGGCCGCUCUUCAUCCCCUCCGACCGCUCCACGGAGCGCUGCGAGACGGUGCUGGAGCGCGAGCCCGUCUCCUGCUUCGUGGUGGGCGGCGAGAAGCGGCUGUGUCUGCCGCAGAUCCUCAACAGCGUGCUGCGGGACUUCUCCCUGCAGCAGAUCAACUCGGUGUGCGACGACCUGCACAUUUACUGCUCGCGGUGCACGGCGGAGCAGCUGGAGAUCCUGAAGGUGGUGGGCAUCCUGCCCUUCUCCGCGCCCUCCUGCGGCCUCAUCACGCAGACGGACGCCGAGCGGCUGUGCAACGCGCUCAUCUACGGAGGCUCGUACCCGCCGCGCUGCGACAAGGAGCGCGGCUCCUUCGAGCUGGAGCGCACCGAGAAGAGCUUCCGGGUCUACCACGAGUGCUUCGGUCGGUGCAAGGGCUUGUUCGUGCCGGAGCUCUACUCCAACCCCGGCGCCGCCUGCGUGCAGUGCCUGGACUGCAGGCUCAUGUUCCCGCCGCGCAAGUUCGUGGUGCACAGCCACAAGCGGCUGGAGAACCGGACCGUGCACUGGGGCUUCGACUCGGCCAACUGGCGGGCCUACGUGCUCCUCGACCCGGACUACGGCGACACGGAGGAGAAGGCGAGCCUGGAGCAGCUGCUCGGGGACUUAAAGGGGAAAUACGACCUGAGCGGCAAGCUGGGCAGGAAGUCGUGCAGAUCGCCGAGUCCUGUGACAGCCAAGAGGCCCAAAGUGGACAGACUGGCGUCUCCGUCAGCUGACAACAACAACAAGCGCAAACCCGAGUGGCUGCAGUCAUUGUCCACGCACAAGGACCUCAAACAAGUUCAGCUCAAGCAGAGACCGUCCGCUUUCCGACCUUGGUCUCCCAAAGCAGCCUCUCAGGAUGAGCUGGAGAGGUCCAACUCCAAGUGUAAGGAGCCCCGGGCUCCCCAGGUCCCUCCUGGGGACCGCCACGCUCCUGGCAGGGGGGCCCUAGCUGAGCAGAGUAAUGGCGACUUGCAGGCUGUCAUCAAACAGUCUAACCUGGACAACGUGGACACGGACGGAGAUAUCGAUGUGGAUGACUGUGAUGAUGGUCCACUAGCGGCGUCCUCGCUCGCUUCACCCGCCUCAGCUAGUAGCAGCGCCCCCCAGACGUUGACCCCUCAGCUUCAGGAGGGAGCCGCCUGGAUGUCGGGGCCCGUUUGCCCCGAAAUGGACGCCCUGAGACAGACGCUCUUCGCUGGGCUGGACUCCAAAGAGUCCAGGGAAAAGUUUCUGCAGGAGGUGCUGAGGAUGCGGCUAAAGCAGGAGGAGAAGCUGGCGGCCGCCGUGCAAGCCAAACGCGGCCUGCAGCAGGAGUUGGAGUUUGUGAAAGUGGCCAAGAAAGGCCGCCUGCGUGAGGCCGUGGAAGCCAAGAGAAACCUUCGCAAGGAGAUAGAACGCCUUCGUGUGGACUGGGAGAGGAAGAUGAGGGAGGCGGACGAGGCCAGCGGGCGCCUCAAGAAGGAGUUGGAGCAAGAGAGGAAGCUGAGAGGAUGUGAUAAAGGAUGCCAGGCCGAGCGUCUACGGGGAAAAUACUCAACACAGAUCGACGAGCUGCACACACAUCUCCAGCAGGCCGAGGAGGACCGCGAGCAACUGAGGCGAGAGCUCCAGCAGGAGCGGGAGUCACGGCAGAGCCUGGAGAGCGUUGUUUGGGACCUGCAGUCCCAGCUGGACAAGCAGGCCGACCUGCACGGGCCCCCCGCAGCGGGGGCCUCGCUGGGGGCAGAGCACAGGGACGGACAGAGCACACAACGCAGCAGCCCGUCCUAAAGGUGCGCCGUGAACGCGACGAGGUACUUUCAUCAACGUGAUGGCGAAACGGACUGGAAAGAAGCGAGCACGGCCGCGUCACACUACUUGAAAAUGAAGGGAAGUCACAUGUUACACGUCUGUCAGCACAACAACAACACGGUGCCACAAAAGUAUUGGUACACUCCGAGUGGCACUCAUGCAGACCACUGGAACCAACACACAGCGUUUACCACUAUUUACCUGCAAUAUCUGCUUGCUUUUUAAAUAUAUAUAUAUAUAUAUAUAUAUAUAUAUAUACACACACAUAUAUAUA